Haliotis rubra (blacklip abalone) is the source of this 1239-nucleotide messenger RNA. RefSeq lists its product as uncharacterized. The record is from RefSeq and is a predicted model, not a curated record. The coding region runs from base 51 to 554 and encodes 167 amino acids. The transcript is spliced from 2 exons. Lineage: Eukaryota; Metazoa; Mollusca; Gastropoda; Lepetellida; Haliotidae.
GAUAGAUCAGAUGCUGAUGUCAUGCUUAUAGAGAUCGUAAUGGUGACCUGAUGGAUCAGAUCCUGAUGCCCUGCUUACAGAGAGAUCCACAAAGUGACCUGGUAGAUGAGAUCCUGAUGCCCUGCUUACAGAGAGAUCCUCAAAGUGACCUGGUCUGUCAGAUUCUGAUGCCCUGCUUACAGAGAGAUCCUCAAAGUGACCUGGUAGAUCAGAUCCUGAUGCCCUGCUUACAGAGAGAUCCUCAAAGUGACCUGGUAGAUCAGAUCCUGAUGCCCUGCUUACAGAAAGAUCCUCAAAGUGACCUAGUAGAUCAGAUCCUGAUGCCCUGCUUACAGAGAGAUCCACAAAGUGACCUGGUAGAUGAGAUCCUGAUGCCCUGCUUACAGAGAGAUCCUCAAAGUAACCUGGUCUGUCAGAUCCUGAUGCCCUGCUUACAGAGAGAUCCACAAAGUGACCUGGUAGAUCAGAUCCUGAUGCCCUGCUUACAGAGAGAUCCUCAAAGUGACCUGGUCUGUCAGAUCCUGAUGCCCUGCUUACAGAGAUCCUCAAAGUGACCUGGUAGAUCAGACCCUGAUGUCGUGACUACAAAGAGAUCCUCAUUUUGACCUGACAGAUCAGAUCAUCCUCGACAAUCACAGUUGGACACAAAGCCCACUACAGCUUGUAUUUGCGCUCCAGUGAUGAGUUUAUGUUUAAAGCAAAUUUUUUGUGUUGGAUAUUUCUACAUCUGGCAUGAGGUGUACACAAGACGUUGUUGGCAGCGAACGAAACCUCAACCUUCUGUGGGAACCUGGUGUUCAUCAGCCCGUGUGUGACCACACUCAGGUUCCUGUCUGUGAAGGAAACAAUAUGGCCAAUUAAGUUACUAACACCACCUCUUCUCCAGAGGAAGAGUGUAUGUUGUAUUCCAUACUAACAUAUAGGUACCCUCAAAGUAAACUCCAUUGUUAACCUGACUGCAGUGUAUUAUAACAGCAGUAUACGUAUUUCAUGCACAUGUGUAUUCCAAUGAAUCAGUGAUAUCGUAGUAUAGCAGAUCAUGUAACGACGCGUAGUCCAUGGUACACCAGAGUUAAGUGAAUGUAUGUAAGGGGGAUAACUCUCACCCAUUUGUAUUGGUAGUGCAUUCCAGUAUUAUCAUAUUGAGAUACCUCUUUCUCGGUCCGUCACUUAAAUCCACUGUGUAGAUUUCCAUUGCAUAUGGCAAGGUUUGGACAGAUUAAUUUCCUACCUAAAAUA